ACUCGUCACAUCCCCCACUCUGUCUGAAACAGACUACACACACGUACACACAGACCUGUCAGUAUUCACUCCAGCAGAUGUCAGUGUUCAACAUGUCAAGGUUGGACAGAAAUUGUACAGUGUGUUUCAGGGAUAAAAUUAAGUGACACAUUAGUGUCACUUAAUCUAAACAUAUAAACAUUAUUAUUAAAUAAUAAGGAAAAAACAUGUGUUUAGAUGUUUCCUAACAAACAAUAGCUUUUAUAUGUUAUAGGUAAAAUGAACACUGUUCAUUUAUUUGGACUCUUUCUUCUACUGUACCUGCAUAUGUUAGAGUUAAAUGGUUGUGAUUGCAUGGGCGCUCAGUGUGACAUGCUACUAUGAAUGCUUGGUGUUGAAUUAUAAUGGCCAGCCCAAGUUUUGGCUAAGCAUAAUUUAUGUGGUGCAAAAAUAUCCAUCAAAGUCUUUGCUGACAUAUGUACAAAAGAUACAAAAGUGCAGUCCAAGGCUCCCCAACAAUGCAACAUACAAUUAAUACAUAGAAAGAAAAAUGAAAUUCAAGAACUGUAGCUAAUUAGUGGUUAAGGAAAGUGUGCAUUUGUAAAAUAAACUAAAAUAAAACAGAAUGUAAAAUUAAACACUGUACAGUUAAUAGUCCAUUUUGUAAUAUUAUACUGUUGUGGACUGUAAACAGAUAUGCACUGGGAACAUAAAGUAAAUAACUGCAAAUUCCUGAUAUUAUUUAAUUAAAAAAAGGGGAAAAUGUAUUCUGUGUGUAAGGUAAAGACACGUAGUUUAACAUUGAUAAUCACACCAUGACAAAUACUUCCGCCUUGCAUUUCAGACUAAAAGCUCUGACAAAACAUUUGUUUCUAAACUUGAUUGAUUGAUUAAUUGCUCAAUAACUCCUAACAUUUAUUUAAAUGUCUUGAUAUCACCCAACUUAAUCUAAUGGCAGUUUUUAUUUUCUCCCAAAAAAAAAUUCCAAUUAUUUUCCUUUGCUUUUCUGAAGGGGUCAUUUAUCAGUUUCCGCUUUUAUUUUGAUGAGUUUGAAGCUCAGAGGUAAAGCAGUAGAACAUAAUUCGUCUAAACUGCGCAUGCGUGCUGACAAGGAUUUAUUCUAGAUCAGUGCCAACGGAUUGUGCGGGUGAUCUGCAUUCAUUUUUUUUCCCGGGGAUAAAAAGGGAAAUUGAUGGCUGGUUUUGUUAUUUUUUAUUUUUUAAGGAAGCUGUUAAGAUUUUCCUGAGGCUCUGAAGGGCCUGACUGGUCCCUAGCCCGUCAGCUGCCCUCAGUCUACUGUCAAACCAUUGCCUCGCAUCUCCUGCUGAUCGUUGCAUCAGGCUGAUAACUUCACUUGGAAGCAAGUUUGGAUGUGGCACGCCAACUGCAGACGAAUGCAUAAUUUAGCAGACUGGAUUUCCGGGACGGUGAUGGGAGGCUGUGUGGGCAGGAGUAGGAUGGAUGGACAAGGGAGUGCCCGAAGCUCAACAAGAAGCAAAAAACGUGGAGGACGCAAUGAGCCCCUUAAGAAGGAGCGUCCAAAGUGGAAGAGUGAGUACCCUAUGACCGAGGGCCAGUUGAGGAGUAAGAGGGAUGAGUUUUGGGAUACGGCUCCUGCCUUCGAUGGAAGGAAAGAGAUCUGGGACGCACUCAGAGCAGCCGCCCUUGCUGCAGAGUGCAAUGACCUGGAGCUAGCACAGGCUAUAGUGGAUGGAGCCUGCAUUACUCUGCCACAUGGCUCUCUCACAGAGAGUUACGAUGAACUGGGAAACCGCUACCAGCUCCCUGCCUACACCUUAGCCCCACCUGCCAACCUCAUCUCUGAAACGUCCAGUGAGUGCAAAGUCUCUGACCCCUCACAAAAACAAGCUCAACCCGCUCCAUGCAGAGAAGAGUUCCAGCUGCGGGUGCGAUUGUCAUCAGGACAGGAUGUGCGUCUGACAGCCAGCAUGGCCGACUCCAUCGCUGAGCUAAAGAAACAAUUGGAAGUGGAGGAAGAUAUCGCUGUGACCCGCCAGAGGUGGUUCUUUUCUGGGAAGAUCCUGACUGACAAGACUCGCCUUCAAGACGCCAAGAUCCAGAAGGACUUUGUGGUCCAAGUGAUCGUCAACAUGAACCCUCCAGUCAUAGCUAAUUGAGGACUCUGAGUGAGUGAGUGAGUGGGCUACAAUAAAAAGAAAAUAAUAAAGGACGUGCCAGAGAGGGGGGCAGGAAUAGGAGUAGGGAUUUGAAUCAUUUUCCAGUUGGCACUGCUUUGGAAUUUUGUGUACAUUUUUAUAUAAGAAAUAUUGCUUUUAUAUUGCUCCUUUUUGUAUUUUUUCCUUUUUCCAAAUCAAGUAAGAAUAUUGAAGAGCACUGAAACACUUUAGAUUAAAAGUAGUGUCCUAGGAUGCACAUUCCACGAUCUGUCUGUCUGUUUGUCUCACUGUCUGUUUCUCUGUUCGUGUGGACAUCAACUCAGUUCUGUUGUUUACAUGGUCCCAACUCUUGUCAGGUGUGUUUGUAAUUGUGCUUAAACUGAAUACUGUUUGACUGUGGCCAGGGUCCAAAUAAGGGAAAUACAAUCCCCUUCUUCUUUUCUAUUUUUAAAGAUUUCUGUCAUGCUAUUAGAGAAGUAGAGGAAGGACGGCAGAACAUUUUGGACAAACAGAAACAUGUAAAUAUCAGUUUCCAUAUGUGUUGUAGGGUUCUGAUACAAUGUGCACACUUUAUUUUCAAUUCAAAACUGUAUAUUUUUGUUAAAGACACAGAAUGUAUGAAGGCACCUUUCUAAAAGGUAAUAAGAGAUGAUCAGGUUUGUUUUUUAUUUCAUCCCUCCAAACAAAAUACUGACAUUUGUGUAAAAUAUGAUGCUCACUGUACUUGAAUAACUUAUCAAUAAAUAUUGUGAAUUUAAAAUCA
Eleginops maclovinus (Patagonian blennie) is the source of this 2880-nucleotide messenger RNA. It is a transcript of the gene ubtd1a, whose product is annotated as ubiquitin domain containing 1a. Gene Ontology annotation, molecular function: protein binding. The record is from RefSeq and is a predicted model, not a curated record. The coding region runs from base 1350 to 2117 and encodes 255 amino acids. The transcript has 5 exons. NCBI's taxonomy places the organism in Eukaryota, Metazoa, Chordata, Actinopteri, Perciformes, Eleginopidae.